GCCCCGGUCAGAGCGGCAGUUCCUCGUCGGGAGGCGCUCGGCUCUUGCAGGCAGUGAUGCGUUCAGGGGCUGCUGCUCGUCGCGGGCGCGCCUCGCUGGCGGACGCCUCUUUCCUCUGAUUGUGCCUUUUGUUCAGUCCACAACGGCCAAAAACAAUACAAUUAAAUAAAUAGAGAAAAUAAAUAAUAAAGCGCAUGGCGUCGCCCCCUCCCUUGUCCGCGUCCGCCUGCCUGCUGCUACUGCUUCUCAGCCUGCUGCUGGUGCUGCUGCGGGCGCCGGCGGUGCGCGGCUCGCAGGGCGACAAGGAGCCGGUGUACCGGGACUGCGAGAAGCAGUGUGUCCGAACCAACUGCACCGGCGCACGGCUCAGGGCCUUCCAGUCCGCGCAGCCGCCCUACAUGGCGCUCACAGGAUGGACGUGUCGCGAUGACUGCCGGUACCAGUGCAUGUGGACCACCGUGGGCUUGUACCAGGCCGAAGGGUACAGCGUGCCGCAGUUCCACGGCAAGUGGCCCUUUGUGCGCUUCCUGUGCUUCGAGGAGCCAGCGUCUGCCCUGGCGUCGCUGCUCAACGGCCUGGCCUGCCUCCUGAUGCUGCUGCGCUAUCGCAGUGCCGUGCCCCGCCAGAGCCCCAUGUACCACACAAUCACGGCCUUCUCGCUGGUCAGUGAGCGACCCGCGCACCCCACCGCACCACCAUGCCGCAGUCGCGGUUCAACAGCACUCCCCCCGAUUGCGCGCAGGUGGCCGACUGCACACACACUAGUUGAUGCGUGUGUCUGUAUUCGCUCUUCCCCGGUGGGGUGUGCCUCCCCGAGUGACGGCCCACGGCGGAGCUGUAGAACUGGACGAGAUGACCUGAGAACGUUUGUGUGUCGAACAGCGACGUGUCGUAACGCCUCUUUUCUGUCUCAGGUGUCUCUCAACGCCUGGUUCUGGUCCACAGUGUUCCACACGCGUGACACGUAUCUCACAGAGAAGAUGGACUACUUCUGCGCCUCCACCGUCAUCCUCUACUCCAUCUACCUGUGCUGUGUGAGGACGUUGGGGCUGCGCAGGCCGGGGGUCUCCAGCGUGGUUGGAGUGCUGCUCAUCCUCCUCUUCACCUCCCACGUGUCCUAUCUGACCUUCGUCAGCUUUGACUACGGCUACAACAUGGCGGCCAACGCCUCCAUCGGAAUGAUCAACCUGCUGUGGUGGCUGUGCUGGUGCUGGCAGAACCGGCGCACGUUGCCCUACUGGUGGAAAUGCGGCUCGGUGGUGCUGCUGCUGCACGCCCUGGCCCUCUUGGAGCUCCUCGACUUCCCGCCUCUGCUCUGGGUUCUGGACGCCCACGCCGUGUGGCACCUCAGCACGGUGCCUGUCCACUUCCUUUUCUACAGCUUCUUGAUAGAGGACAGCCUGUACCUGCUGAACACCGAGAAGGCGGGGGUCAAAGUGGACUAGGAGUGAAGCCACAUCCGCCGUCUUUCCCAAAACAGCAGUCAGCACCAGAAGGGCACGGGGUUCGAGCACCACCCUAAACUGCACUUUUUAUUUGCUGUGUAAUGAAUUCCAUAGCUGUAGAUUUGAUCCUUUUUUGGUUGGGAAUUGGUCCAUUUUUUUUUUUUUUGAACAUGAUUUUGUUUUCAUGUUGUUCCGCUUUAUUUUAACAUGCCUGAAUCUUGCUUUCACUGAGCUUUGCCUUGACGGGAUACGAUUGACGGCCCCAGUUAACCACACAGUAAUGACAAGCAGGUUUAAUGUGCAAUGUUGGGCUGUUCACGGUCUGGACACAAAAUCUAGAGGCACAACGGCUCCCCACCCCCCAGCACCGCAGACGGACCUCGGUCUUCGCUUUGUGCCAAAUACAAAGACAGUGAAUUCACAAACCUUAAAAGUGGAUUGCAGUUGUUAUACAAAGACAUAAAUGAUUCUUUAGUGCUGUUAUAGUUCACUAAUUAUUAAAACGAUGGGAGGCAUUAUUUCAUAUAGGUACAUGAUAGCUGUGAUAUCUUUUAAAAAAAUUAAUAGCUGGCGGACUGUUGUCUUGCUGCACUCAGUUAAGGGUUAGUUUCUCUUUUUUUUCCUGGUCACUGAGCCAUUUAAGAUGUGUGUGUGU
Molecule: messenger RNA, 2100 nt
Organism: Scleropages formosus (Asian bonytongue)
Lineage: Eukaryota; Metazoa; Chordata; Actinopteri; Osteoglossiformes; Osteoglossidae
Gene: pgap3
Product: post-GPI attachment to proteins phospholipase 3
Exons: 7
Coding region: 195-1445 (416 amino acids)
Biological process (GO): GPI anchor biosynthetic process
Cellular component (GO): endoplasmic reticulum membrane
Molecular function (GO): methyltransferase activity; 2-oxoglutarate-dependent dioxygenase activity; hydrolase activity, acting on ester bonds
Source: RefSeq, a predicted model, not a curated record